AUUCCCAGGCACUUAUUGAUGACGCAAAAUUUACACGCCUGGCUUUUGUGUGUUUAGUGUUUGUGAAACAUUAAGCACAUUUACAGUUUAUCAGUCUGAUUUGAACUACAAACACAAUGAGUAAAAAGGGUAAUGUAUCAUGGGUGAAGCCAGCCGAACCAUCUUUUUUGAAGAAAUUUAAGAAUGAUGUUGGUUAUAAAGAAGGGCCGACAGUGGACACUAAGAAGCAGCAGAUGCCGCAGUGUGAUGAUGGUGACAGUGCUGACAGUGAUCGGGAGGACGAGAUGCCGCAGGUCGUGGUCUUGAAGAAGGGAGAUCUGAGUGCUGAAGAGGUUCUGAAAGUCAAAAAAGAUACAAAGGACACAGACUCAGACACAGAUGAACAGCCUCCAUCUGACGGAAAGAUCGUCUUUAAGAAGCCUGUCAAACGCUCCUCUGAUAAAUUCAAAGGCAUUACGGCCAGCUCUAGCAAGAAGAAGAAAAGCGAGGAUGGCGACAAGAAAGAGUCAAAAGCUGGUGUGAAGGUGAAGAACAACAGUCUGCUGUCCUUUGGUGAUGAUGAUGAUGAUGAAGACUAGUUUGACAUGGAUUCAAGCAUUUCUUCUGGUCAGAUUGUGUCUCAGACUGCUCCUUGAAAUGACCAAUCUGCUCUUUUAAAAAUAUAUUUCUGUGUGUGUAGAUGGUGAUAGAUGUAUAUAGAUGUUUGUGAGAGUGAUCAAGUCCAUGCAGCUUAUUUGUUAAAUCAUUUUGUUAAACAUUUGAGUCAUUAUGAGCCUCUGAAGGAUCAUCAAUAGCAGGAAGGAACUAUAUACAUAACAUCAGAAUCAUUAAUAAUGACAGUUUU
Rhinichthys klamathensis goyatoka is the source of this 844-nucleotide messenger RNA. RefSeq names its product KIAA1143 ortholog. The coding region runs from base 117 to 578 and encodes 153 amino acids. The transcript has 3 exons. NCBI's taxonomy places the organism in Eukaryota, Metazoa, Chordata, Actinopteri, Cypriniformes, Leuciscidae. The record is from RefSeq and is a predicted model, not a curated record.